Molecule: messenger RNA, 2022 nt
Organism: Penicillium diatomitis
Lineage: Eukaryota; Fungi; Ascomycota; Eurotiomycetes; Eurotiales; Aspergillaceae
Product: putative pyruvate carboxylase
Exons: 2
Coding region: 1-2022 (673 amino acids)
Molecular function (GO): metal ion binding; ATP binding
Source: RefSeq, a predicted model, not a curated record
AUGUCGUCGGCCCCGCAUUCUCGCCCUUUCCAACGAUUGUUGAUCGCGAAUAGAGGAGAGAUAGCAGUGCGACUACUGCAAGCUGCACGAGAAUUACCGGGCGCAAUCAAGACCUUUGGUCUCUUUACUCAGGAUGACCGGUCGCAUUGCGAUUUAGGUCAUCCCCACCACUCAAUAGAACUACCAUCUGCGUCUUCCUAUCUUGACAUCAAUCUACUUGUCGAGAUAGCCCGCCAAUACUCUGUUGAUGCUGUCCAUCCCGGCUAUGGAUUCCUCAGCGAGAGCGCCGAGUUUGCUCAGCGCAUGUGGUCUGAAGCAGGUGCUAUUGUGAUCGGACCCGGCCCUGAAAAUCUCGCUCGAACAGGCAAUAAGCUACAGUCGAAAGAGCUCGCUGAGCAAUGUGGUGUGCCGGUGUUAGCGACCAUGCAAUCACCGACUUCCAACGAGGAAGAAAUUCGCAAGUUCAUCCAAAAGGUCGGAUUUCCCGUGAUGAUCAAGGCUGUGGAUGGAGGUGGCGGCAGAGGCAUUCGUCUCGUUCGAGAAGAAGUGCAACUUGAAAACAGCAUUCAGCGUGCUCUGGGCGAGUCCCCGUCGCGCACUGUCUUCUUAGAAAAGGCCGCAGUUGAUGGCUUCCACCACGUCGAAAUCCAAAUUAUUGGCGACGGUACGGGUCAAGUGCGCCAUCUCUGGGAACGAGAUUGCAGUAUACAGCGACGCUUCCAAAAAGUCGUGGAGUUUGCGCCAUCUUUGAUGCAGAAUCGCCAGCUCAUUUCACAAGUCAUUGAGUCGGCAUUGAAGAUGGCAAGCGCGAUCAAGUAUUGCUCUCUUGGGACGUUCGAAUUUCUCGUCAGUGAGGUGAAAAACGAGUUCUACUUCCUCGAAGUCAACCCCAGGUUGCAGGUCGAACAUACUAUCACAGAAUCAAUUAGUGGAAUUGAUCUAGUCCAGACCCAACUUCUCUUGGCCCAAGGGAGAAGUUUCAAAGGGUUGGGUCUUGGGGACUUUGGCAAUGGCAGCGUUCUCCCGCCAGCAAAUUCCCAUUCCAUCCAGCUUCGUCUUUGUGCAGAAGAUCCAAGCAAUAACUUUGCCCUUAGCAUAGGCAAAAUAAGUGAUUUCACCGUACCUAGCGGUCAUGGGAUUCGGGUCGACACACAUGUGCAAAUUUCUACAGCGGGACCACUCAUCGUCGGGUCCAACUUUGACAAUCUGCUGGCCAAGAUCAUAGUGACAGGCUCAACGUGGGAGAACGCUGUUCGGAAAGCCCGGCGUGUUUUGGCUGACACAAGAAUCUCCGGUGUCAAGACAAAUUUAGGACUUUUGAGAGGCAUCUUGAUGCACUCCGAUUUCAUGGCGGGUCAUACAGACACACAAUGGCUCAGCUUGAAACUUGAUGAGACACGCCAGCUGGGCGAGGCGAUGGCUCAGAAGAGCCAGGAGGCGGAGCUUGCUGGUAGCUCUGUGCAAAACGCAAGUGCGACGAACGGACUCACUUCCUCCAACCUGCUAUUCCGCAAGGGGGAUGCAUGGUCCCUAACACUUCAGCCCCUCGCGCAAGAGACCUUCACAGCCUCUGACAAGAUGGCGCAUCACCUUAAAUUGUCGCGAGUACUUCGAAAUGACUUCCCUCAUUCGUUUACUGCCGAGAUCGAGUAUACGACACCCGCUGCAACGACUGCAAUCCCUUAUCGGUUGCAGGUCGAAUCCACAACGACGGCGGCCUCCGCUCUUGUCUCAACAUCUCACCGGCGUGGGGAUCCGAACAACCCACGACAUGUCACCUUGCCACUGUCGGGGAAACUCAUUGAGAUUCAAGUGUCCACUGGGGAUGUGGUGGCCGAAGAUCAAGUCUUGGCUUUCGUCAAGCAGAUGAAGAUGGAGCUGGAGGUGCGCAGUCCCCGUGCAGGGACAGUGCAGUGGGUACAUGAGAUGGAGGAGGAAGAAGAGGAUGUGGCGGAGGGCAUGCUCCUGGUGGAGCUGGCUGAAGGUGAGAAAGCGGACACUCGACUCAAAGGAAAGCUGUGA